AUGGCGGGCCGCUCGAGCCUGGAGGAGCUGGAGCUGACGGGCGAGGAGGCGGAGCGGCUGCGCCUGGCCUUCCAGGACGAGGGCUUCCGCCGCCUCUUCGCCGAGUACGCGGCCGAGCUGUCCGACCCGGCGCAGCGGGCCGUGUACGAGGCGGAGGUGGCGGCCCUGGAGCGCCAGCGCGGCGUCGAGGCCCGCUUCCUCCACCCCACCCCGGGCUGGGUGCUGCGCACCAGCCAGGCCGGCGCCCGCCGCUGCUACCUCAACGUCUGCAGCAACGCCCUGGUGGCGCCGCCCCGGGCCGCGCGCGAGCCCGGCGGCAGCCGCUGGGCCCUGCCCCACUGCCUCGCGCCCGGCCGCGAGGAGCUGGCCCGAGGGGGCCGCCGCCGCCUGGUCUACGACGUGCUCUUCCACCCGGACGCCCUGCGCCUGGCCGCCCGCUCGGCCCGCUUCCGCCGCCUGGUCGACGAGACGGCCCUGGAGGCCGUGGAGCGGCACUUCUCGCCCGGCCUGGACCGCGCCAACGCCGCCCCGCUGCGGGGGGCCAAGUACAAGGGCGUCCCCACCGCCAGCCUCCUCCGCACACCGCUCCCCGAGGGGGCAGCCCCGCCGCCCCCGGACGGAGGAGGAGGAGCAGAGGGGGGCUCGCCGCUGCCGGCCUUCCCCACGCCCUACGCCUACCCGCCGCCCCAGCCCGCCGCCGCCGCCGCCGACCCGCAGCCCGAGCCGGGCCCCGCCGCCGCCGCCGCCGCCCCCACCACCCCGCGCUGGACCCUGCGGCAGCGCUCCUACGUGGACCUGCAGGACUACCGCUGCAGCCGCGACUCCGCGCCCGGCCCGGUGCCCCGCGAGCUGGAGGUGGCGGUGGAGCUGCCCUUGCUCCGCUCCGCCGCCCAGGCCCAGCUGGAGGUGCGCGGGAGGGAGCUGCAGCUGGACUCGCGGGCCCCCGCCGCCGCCUACCGCCUGCGCCUCCCCUUGCCCUACCCGGUGGACGAGGGCCGCGGGAGAGCCGUCUUCGACAAGAGCAAGAGGCGGCUCGUGGUCACCUUGCCCGUCCGGCCAAGGCCCGGAUACGCGGGGGGGCAGGGCGAGGAGGCCCCGCCGGAGGAGGAGGAGCAGGAGCCUCCGGGAAGCGGCAGCUCGCCUCUCCACCUGGAGACUCCGGCGGGGUCCUGCGCCCACCCGCCGAACCACCGCCCCGGCGGGCAGCCGCUGCCUCUCGCCCACGUGGGGGCGAACCACGUGGAGCUUCCGGCGCGCGCCGGAGAAAGCGGUCCGGCGGCGGUCGGGGCCAGCGGCGGGGCGGGCGAGUCGCCGGGCGCUUCCGCGGCUUGCCCGGCCCCUCUCGAUGCCCACGUGGGGCCCGCCCCCGAGCCACCCGGGGACCCGGAGGCUCGCGACCGGGUGGCUCCGGGGGCCGCGAACUGUCGCCUCGAGGCCCAGGCCUGCGACGGGAGCGCCGGUUCAAGUGCCGCGGAAGGUGCCCCGUGCGACAGCGACGACAAGGGCCACGCGUCGGGCCCCGCUCCUCUUGACCCCGAGGUGUGUGUUGGCGUGACUGUGUGCUGUGGCAUAACUAGCCCUCCUCCGGUAUCUGAAGUGGGGCUAGGUACUGACAUGGAUCUUACAAAAUGCCCCAAGGUCACCGGUACCGUGCCCUCAUCAGGCCUUGGCGAUGCCACGGUCCCUUCGAUGCACCUCUGCGGGGUCGGCUCCAGUGGCCCUGUGACCACGGAAUGCCACAGCCUCUCCAACCCAGAUCACGGUGGGGAAACCUGUACCGGUACGGACGUCUCCUGGUACCCUGGUAGCAAUCCUGAAGCAUCGGUACUGUCCAGCGCCGCCCCCUCUGCGGAUCUUUCUGUGACCACCGUUAGUCCCACAAACGGCCCCCCAGGUUCCCUUCUGCUUUCCAGGACCGGCCUUGUGGUUGCCCCAGAGACCACCUUAAGCUCUCCUGACUCUCCAGAGCCCCCCAGCGACCCAACUCCUCCCCUGUGCCCUCCUUUCCAGUGUACCCAGGAUGAAGAGGCCUUGAUGCUGCUCUUACCAGUGCCGGAUAUUGUCCCCCAGAGCCUUAAAGGGAAGGUGGGCACAAAUCACUACAGGGUUAGCUUUGCCAGCAAAGACUCGGUUUCCUACACCCUCCUCUUGCAGCUUCCUCCUGAAAAUAAAUUGACUUAUCCAGAAACUGGCAUCAGCGUGUCAUUAAAUAACACUGUUAUUCAUCUGACGAAGGCACCUGAGACUGCCGGACUUUGGACAAAGCUAUACUUUGGUCUAAAUGAAGAUGCCUUGCAGGAAAAGUUGUUUGUUACCGAAGACAACGUCGCUGGGUUUCUGGACAGCCUCCAAAUACCCUCCUGUGCUAGCCAGCCCGAAACGGAACGUCAGCCGUUAAUUGAAGUGCUCAAUGUGUCUGAGGGGAACAGUCGGUUCCGAUUAAAGGCACAGGAGCAUAACAGCCCUGAAGCUGGCAAAACAGAAGAGAAAGUUAAUCCCCGGACGGAGGACGGUGAACACCCAUUCAGUGCAGAAAAACACCCUCUCAUUACUGACCCAGCAGGAGAGCACACCAUGCAAACCAAAAAGGCCUUCAACUCACUCACAGCUGCGGAAACAAAGGAACCGGCUGGGUGGGGACAGAGCCAUUGUUUGGAGCCUGGCCCUGCUGACUCUGGCUCGGCUACUCCUGGGAAGUCGCAGAUAAUGAAGUUCCAGGAGUCAGAACUUGCUUUCACAACAGAGCUGAGAGCCACGUCCACAGAGCAAAUGCGAGCUGAUGGGGGUGAGCACGCCGGAACCAGAGAAGACACCUGCUCAGACUCGUGCAAGAGCAGCAGCCCGGCUGCUCCGGUACUAAGGGAAACUGACAUGAGAGACGGAAGCGUGCAGAUUAUUAGCCAUCACACAACACACUGUGCUGUCUCCUUUCAGAAUCCUUUGUUAUAUGAGCUAGAUUAA
Euleptes europaea (tarantolino) is the source of this 2961-nucleotide messenger RNA. RefSeq names its product dynein axonemal assembly factor 2 (gene DNAAF2). Lineage: Eukaryota; Metazoa; Chordata; Lepidosauria; Squamata; Sphaerodactylidae. The record is from RefSeq and is a predicted model, not a curated record. The transcript has 3 exons. The coding region runs from base 1 to 2961 and encodes 986 amino acids. Gene Ontology annotation, biological process: axonemal dynein complex assembly. Gene Ontology annotation, cellular component: cytoplasm.